This is a messenger RNA of Phytomonas sp. Hart1, 555 nucleotides long. NCBI's taxonomy places the organism in Eukaryota, Euglenozoa, Kinetoplastea, Trypanosomatida, Trypanosomatidae. The record is from the annotation of a GenBank genome assembly.
AUGACUGUCGGAGUCGUCAUCCGAGGAUGUCGCUUGGCUCGAUUCGGAAGAGUCCUCGUCAGUCCCCACGCUCGGCUCUCGCGUGGUGGAGGCGGAGCCUUUCGCCGCGCUUUCCCUGGGCGGCGAACCGUCCUUUUCGCGCGGGGCCGCCUCGCGGGCGCCCUUCGCGAGGUCGGCGGUGGAGAAGCCGAGGCCGAGGCCGACGCCUUUGCUCACACGCGUUUUGCCAUUCACCGAGCGCCGGACGCGGUAGACGAGGAGGUUGGCCCCGGUCGAAAGGCAGAUCCGGGCCUCGGCGGGGUAACGCACCUCCGGCAGAAGGCCGAGCGCCCACUUCGCGCCGACGGCGCUCUCCUCCGAGGCCUCCUCGGGGCGGUGGGUCAGAGGGUGGUGUUGGAUGGCGACCUCGCUGGAAGGCCCCCAGAGGCCCUCCAGAUAAAACCGAACCGACCAGCGCAAGACAACGUGCAGGACGUUGUGCGGGCCCCAUCCAAUCAGAUCGGUGGACCGCCCCGGGUGAUCCCCGACGGAAAAGCACUCGUCGUAGCGUAUUAA